AUGAAUCGUAGUAUGCAAGAGGAAUUCACGGAGCUGACGUCGUUAAACAGCAGUAAUUUCUCCCGUAGUGACGAUAGCACGCGCCAUCGGCCGCCGAUCAGCGCCCCGUUCGCCAAGCCGAUCUCUGCCGUUUAUGCAAGAAGUCCUGCUCGUGACGUCACCAACACGACGAGCCUUGCUUAUACGGGACCUGCGACAGCGGAUACGAUACUGUGCGAUGAGGUUGAACAUCUGGAGAGGGAUCUUACCGAUUUUUCACUCUCCUCACUCACCGACAUUGUUGACGAUACACGGCCUCUGAUAACGGGCAACGGAAAACCGCCAUCGCAACCAAAGACCACUGGCAGUGCGUCAUCAUCGUCAACGCCAUCGCCGAAUUCGAUUCGAUUGAUGACAGCUGAAGAAUUGCAACGAUGGCAUGAGAAAGAGACUCGUGAACACAAAAAAGCGCAAUCACAUUUAAGUAGUGGCCGCCGGAAAGAGCCUCUUCCAGACGGUCCGAUAGUGGACGACGAGAAGUCCUUCAGUGCGAAUCUGGCAGCUCGCCAGACAAAAGAGACACCAGCAGAUUGGACGGUCGCUGCUCAGGAAGCCUACAAACUACUUGUAGAAUGUGGUCGGGACCUAACCAACACUCCUUCGCCAAACGGAUCACAAUCAUCGAAAAUAAACCAGCAAAAUCAGCAUCACCAGUGCCCCCUCGUCCAGCCACUCCUCCCUCAUGUGAAAGCUCGUGAAUCUUCGGUGGAGUCCACCGUGUCCACCCAACUAACAGAGGAUGUGACAAGCUACUCACCACAAAAACGAGUUCAUGUCAUCGAAACGAAGCUGUUGACUACGACAGCUGCAGAGGAGGAGGCUCGUCUCCCACCGGGUUUGCCACCGAAAUUCGAUCAAAAACCGCCACCUGGACGACCUCCGAAAACGCGUAAUGUGAGUUUGUGGGUCGGCGCUGUCAAUAGAGAAUAG
Molecule: messenger RNA, 969 nt
Organism: Cooperia oncophora
Lineage: Eukaryota; Metazoa; Nematoda; Chromadorea; Rhabditida; Trichostrongylidae
Source: the annotation of a GenBank genome assembly